GACCAGUUUUACCUACCAGAUUCCCGUAAAGCACAUGAUCCAAUCUGUUACCUAACAGCAAAGCCAGCGUCACCUCACCUGUUCUUGCCCUUUCGUGGGAAUACUGGCCUGGGACUAACGUGCAGACCGACUACCAGGCUGAGUGAGUACCUGCCCUGAACAAUCCUGAGAGAUCAGGACCUUCUAACUGGGAACCUUCAUCCGCUCUUCAAGCCACUCAGCACAGCACUGACAGUCGCAAUGAAAGUUCUAGGCUCUUUCCUCCUUCUGUUGCUGCCACUAAUGCUGAUGUCGAGGGACUCUAGCAGCCCAAAUCCAGGGGUUGCCAGAGGCCACUGGGACCAAGGCCAGGCUUCUAGGAGGUGGCUCCAGGAAGGCGGCCAAGAAUGUGAGUGCAAAGACUGGUUCCUAAGAGCCCCUAAAAGAAAACUCAUGCCAGUGCCUGGGCUGCCAAAGAAGCAGUGUCCCUGUGAUCGUUUCAAGGGCAAGGUGAAGAAAACUAGACAACGAAGGCACCACAGGAAGCCAAACAAGCACUUCAGAGCCUGCCAACAAUUUCUCAAACGAUGUCAGCUAGCAAGCUUUGCUCUGCCUUUAUAGGAGCUCUGAGAGCGCACGCUCCCAAUUACACAUUCUCAGGCAGUGAGCACACCUAGAGGAUACUCUUAUUCUCCCACUUCAUCCUCCCACUCCCUGUACCCACCCCCUAAAUCAUUCCAGUGCUCUCAAAAAGCAUUUUUCUGAAGAUCACUUUGAUUAUUGCUCCCUCUAGUGCCUUCCUCUCUUGUCAGUUUUCUCUUAUGCCCCCCCCCUUACCUAGGCUUAAGCUUAAUUAUCUAAAAGAAUCCAGGAAACCCUAGCUUCCUAGCUGGUCUCACUUAACCUUAAAUAUAAUCAGGAAAGUAACAAACCAAAGUCAAUAAAUAUAUUUAAAUGUAAUAGAUCAAAAUCGUUUCUUUCAAAUGGAUUCACACUCAAUCCAGAUGACCCACUUUACCCUGUUCACUCCAAACCCAACCCAGAUUCUACACAUACUUCUCCCCACUACAACCCUCACUCUCUCUCCACUGUCCAACUUGUUAAUCUUUCACUCAUUCAACAAACCUUUCUGAGGUAAGAGCUAUGUGGGACAAAUAAAGCAAGUAUAGCAAUGAA
Messenger RNA from Lemur catta (Ring-tailed lemur), 1155 nucleotides. RefSeq names its product C-X-C motif chemokine ligand 17 (gene CXCL17). Bases 241 to 600 code for a protein of 119 amino acids. The record is from RefSeq and is a predicted model, not a curated record. The transcript is spliced from 4 exons. NCBI's taxonomy places the organism in Eukaryota, Metazoa, Chordata, Mammalia, Primates, Lemuridae. Gene Ontology annotation, biological process: positive regulation of macrophage chemotaxis; positive regulation of monocyte chemotaxis; positive regulation of vascular endothelial growth factor production.